CAAACAUUUUGUGUCAAUUAAACCGGUAAAUUUGUUUAUUCUUAUCAACAAUUAACUUGAAACACUAGUUGAUUCGUUCAUUAAUCGUUAAUCAGUCUCACUAAUUUCAUCUUUUUCUCUCUCUUUUUCUCCCUUCAUUUAGAUCAUCAAGUCGACAAUUUAUGAAAAUGGCUAAUUCAGAUUCUCUUAAGGAUAUUGCUAAUCGUCUCCGAAUUAACUCAAUUAAAGCCACCCAAGCUUCUAAAUCAGGACAUCCAACAUCAUGUGCUUCCAUGGCGGAGAUCAUGGCUGUUCUGUUUUUCGACACCAUGAGAUAUUCACUCAAGGAACCAAGACAUCCUGCCUCUGACCGAUUAGUUUUGAGUAAGGGACACUCUGCACCUAUUCUUUAUGCAGCAUGGGCUGAAGCUGGUCUAUUCCCUCAAUCUGAUUUACUUAAUCUUAGAAAGAUUGACUCUGAUCUUGAAGGUCAUCCAACACCAAGAUUAAACUUUGUUGAUGUUGCCACUGGUUCUUUGGGUCAAGGUUUAAGUUGUGCUGCUGGUAUGGCUGUGAUUGGAAAAUAUUUUGACAAGACCGAUUUUCGAACCUAUUGUUUAAUUGGUGAUGGUGAAUCAGCUGAAGGAUCAAUAUGGGAAGCGAUGGCUUUUGCUUCUUAUUACAAAUUGGACAAUCUUUGUGCUAUUUUUGACGUUAAUCGACUUGGACAAAGUGAACCAACCGCUUUACAACAUCAGAUGGAUGUUUAUGAAGCUCGUUGUCGUGCCUUUGGUUUUGAGCCGAUCGUUGUUGAUGGACAUGAUGUGAAUGCUUUAGUUGCCGCUUUCGCUAAAGCAGCAGCAACCAAGGAUCGUCCAUCAGCCAUAAUUGCUCAAACAUACAAAGGAAAAGGUUUUCCUGAUAUUGAAGAUAAAGAUAACUGGCAUGGUAAACCUCUCGGAGACAAAGCCGACGUUGUCAUUAAACACUUGGAAAGUCAACUUAAGAAUCUGUCUCUGCCUAUCAAACCUUUCAAUGGAUCAGCCCCUGAAGUCGAUAUGAAGGUUUCUCUAUGUGAACCACCCAGCUAUAAACUCGGGGAAAAAGUUGCUACUCGUCAAGCUUAUGGUACUUCUUUGGUGAAACUUGGUAAAACCAAUCCUCGAGUUCUUGCUUUUGAUGGUGAUACCAAGAACAGUACUUUCUCUGAAACCUACAAGAAGGCAUUCCCAGAUCGUUAUAUCGAGUGUUUCAUUGCUGAACAAAACUUGAUUGGUGUUGGUAUCGGUGCAGGAUGUAGAGGAAGAGCAAUUCCAUUUGUUUCAACAUUUGCCGCUUUCUUUUCCCGUGCCUUUGAUCAACUCCGAAUGGGUGCAAUUUCUCAGGCCAAUAUUAAAUGUGUUGGCUCUCAUUGUGGUGUUAGCAUUGGUGAAGAUGGACCAUCUCAAAUGGCUCUUGAAGAUUUAGCCAUGUUUAGAGCUAUUCCUGGUUGUAAUGUUUUCUAUCCCUCUGACGCUGUUAGUAUGGAACGAGCCGCUGAAUUAGCUGCUCAGCGAAAAGGAAUUGACUUUAUUCGUACUUCUCGACCAGCAACUCCUUGCAUUUAUUCAAAUGACACCGUUUUUGAAGUUGGCAAGGCUAAAGUUGUUAAACAAAGCGCCGAUGAUCAAGUACUUCUUAUUGGUGCUGGUAUUACUCUUCACGAGGCUUUGAAAGCUGCUGAUCAACUUGCUCAACAAGGAAUCAAUUGCCGAGUCUUAGAUCCAUUCACUAUCAAACCAAUUGAUGCUACUGGUAUUUCGGAAAACGCUAAAGCUUGUAAGGGACGAAUUGUUGUCGUUGAAGAUCAUUAUCCAGAGGGAGGUUUAGGCGAAGCUGUUUCUGGUGCUCUUUCUGGCGAAACAGGAAUCACCAUUAAACAUCUCGCUGUUCGAGAGGUUCCUCGAAGUGGCCCUCCAGAUGCUCUUAUUGAAAAAUACGGAAUCGGGGCUAAUUCAAUCAUUGCAGCAGUUAAAAGUUUUGCUUAAUUGCGUCAACAAAUUUAAAAUAAUUUGACACUUAACAUUCCCAUCUUAAUGUUUUCCCCAUACAAAUUGUCAAAUUUACUGGGAUAAUCAAACGAACGAGAAACUAUCUUCCUCCAAUUAGUUUCUUCCUAAUUGUAAUUUUUUUUUUCUAAAUUGCAAACGAAAGAAAAAUUAAAUUUGCAUAUUCAGAAUAAGAAAAAUUCCACCAACUAAA
Messenger RNA from Panonychus citri (citrus red mite), 2220 nucleotides. Its product is annotated as transketolase-like protein 2. The transcript is spliced from 8 exons. The coding region runs from base 162 to 2006 and encodes 614 amino acids. The record is from RefSeq and is a predicted model, not a curated record. NCBI's taxonomy places the organism in Eukaryota, Metazoa, Arthropoda, Arachnida, Trombidiformes, Tetranychidae. Gene Ontology annotation, molecular function: transketolase activity; thiamine pyrophosphate binding.